CAUAGUUCGUCAAAAAUAGUAACAAUAUUGUGAUAUUUUCAUACAAGUGACAUAUUAAAUAAAUUUUACAAAUAUUCUACAUUUUUUGCCCCAACUUGAGGUAUAAUAUUAUUAUAUCAAUAAUGGUCUUUAGAAAAAUUAACGCGCUCGAAAUUCUAAUGUGCGGGCUGACGAGAACGAUAAACAUAUUACUGGCCGGCUAGUAGUAAUACACGUCGUCGUCGUCUGGGAGAUUUUCUCGGAGAUCGGUCUCUGUGUUGGACGAUUUGUAUUUAGCUCAUUAGCAAUUCUCGAUUAAAUCCCAACGUGCACGUAUACAUAUUAUCUUCGCUCAAACAAAAGAUGGCAACUAACUAUUAUAACAUCGACGCUGUAAACGUCAUAUUGCUUGAAAUCUUAGAAGACAUUGUUGUCAACAUUAUGGAAGGCACUUACGCUGAUGAAACAGACGAAUAUCUCGUGGGUUUAGUUACCCUUCUUCUGUCUGCCAUUGAUUCGGGCGCUACUACUGCGAGUGGCGACGAUCAGACCCCGGAGUCGGAGCCUGAAGGACAAAAUCCGAUUCUUGGAGGCGCAGAUGGACAGGAGUUCGACGAAGACGCCGAGGAGUCCGUCUCCUUGCACAGUGAUGGAUUGCCGAGCGGCGAUGCGCUGUCAUCUGCAGCAGAGUCGGAGCUUGCUCCGAUCCCAGAGGCAGCACCGCUCGGCAACAACAACACUGUCCAAGAAGACGACAAUUCGAAAAUUUCGGAAGCAGAAGAGGACCAUUCCGUUUUGUUGGCAAGCAGCUGUACGUCGUCGUGUGGGGACGCGCCGUCCUCGGAGUCGGGGCCUGUCGAUCCCACUCCGACUCCUGAGGGCGGACCGCUCGACGAUGUUUUGCGUACAGAAGACGUGUUGGAUGAGAAAAUUGAGCCGGCCAGGGGUAUAGUUGUAAAAAACAGUCUUGGUGAGCUGGUCGGUUGACUGGACCCGGCGGCAGCACCCGGAAAAAUCGAUCCACCUCGUACGAGGUGGAAAAGCGUGAGACGCUUUUCCCGGGCUCUGUGCUGCUGCCGAUGAGAACCCGUCCGCAGCUCACCUCUUGGCCGUAGACGACGGGCAGGAUGACGGCGACACAGAGGAGGGGAGGAUGUGAGAAAGAGCACGGACGGUGCGCGGCGGUAAGUCACCCACGCACGUUCUCCGGUCACCCGCGGCGCGACGGGUUGUUCGCGGGCGUAGCGCGCUCGUUCGUCUUUGACGCGCGAGACCCUCUGGCGGCUCGGCGAGCGCCCGGCUGCAGUUACGGUCACGUGGAGCGGCGACGACGGACGACGGCGAUGACACGGUGGCUAGUAGUAGAGGUACCGGCGCGGGCAACGAUUCCGCCCCGACGGUACACCGACGAUGACGACGGCGAUGGCAACUCGGUACGACGGCAGCGGCGGAGACCUUGGCACGGGGUGAGUGGUAUGGAGAUUUGCGUGCUAGGAACACGGAGACGUCAGCGUCGCCGGAUCCAAGGAAACUUAACGGUUUCAGGGUCUGGCGGCGCGGGACUUCACCACCAAGGCGGCGGAACGAAGAAGCGGCCGAAGGGACAACGCCAGGGCGAAAAUUACCGAGAGUUGAGGAUCGCGCUGCGGUCCGCUGGCUCUCGCCUUUUCGCCCCGCGGUAAUCUCACACUGGCCGCUUCGCUCGUCCCCGCCGGUUCCGCAGCACAAAAUCUCGAUUCGCUCGCUCCGUGUCUUGGUCUUCGCCGUCCGUCGGCAGAGUCGUCGCGCCGUCGACCGUCAACGCGCACAACAUCGCGCACUAUAGCCGCCGUUCGUCGCCGACAUCCGUGGUCGCUCCGCGGCCGUAUCGGUUUGGCCUCGCCGGCUGGGCAAGGUCGUCAAGCGUCCGAGCAAACGCGCCCGCGACAUACUCGGCAACCCGCGGGACAGGUCGUGAGAACGUGCAGAGGUGACCAGUGGCCAAUAACAUUGCAUAUAUCCGCACCAAAAUUCGCCAUCUUGCAUCCUCUCCCCCUUGUUGAUUGUGUCCUGACCUCCUGCCCGACGUAUUUUUUUUUUCAUUUUAUUUCUUUAAAUUGUUUCAAAUUGUUUAAUUGUUCAUAUAUUGUAAAUUUCGAUUUUUUUUUUCUUAUUCUCGGCUCUUUUUUAAUAUAUUAUUUAUAGCCAAUGUGCUAAUUUUUUUCAACCAUAAUACUAUUUCUGUUUUGAAAAAUAUUGUUUCUACAUUUUUGUACUA
Metopolophium dirhodum (rose-grain aphid) is the source of this 2236-nucleotide messenger RNA. RefSeq lists its product as uncharacterized. The record is from RefSeq and is a predicted model, not a curated record. The coding region runs from base 343 to 966 and encodes 207 amino acids. The transcript has a single exon. Lineage: Eukaryota; Metazoa; Arthropoda; Insecta; Hemiptera; Aphididae.